AUGAGCGUCACUAAAGCGACCGCCGGGGCUUUGUGCCUCUCCUCGGCCACUCUCAUCCUUUCGCUUUAUGCAAUCUUUUCCAUUUACUCUGAUGUUCAAUCCAUUUGGUCGCAACUCGAUCAAGAGAUGGAUCAGUUCAAGGUAACAACUGAUGACCUCUGGACUCAAAUGCUUGGCUUGGGAGCCGCUACCGUUUCAAACCGUCAACGUCGUCAAGGCAAGGAACAAUACGGAGGAUACGAGGCCCAAGGAGUCAAUCCAGGACCAACUUGCUCUUGCAACUCUGGAAAUGGAAACGGAGAUGAUGCACUUGGAACCGGAGGAUGCCCAGCUGGACCACCAGGACCAGGUGGAUCACCAGGACCAGACGGAAUUCCAGGAGUCGAUGGACAAGAUGGAUUCCCAGGAGAGAAUGCUGAGGACUCCCAGAACGCUCCAUUCGUUGGAUGCAUCACUUGCGCUCCAGGCAAACCAGGUGCUCCAGGAGACCGCGGAAAGCCAGGACUUCGUGGAAUGCGUGGACCACGUGGAACUGGUGGAUCACCAGGAACCGAUGGAUAUCCAGGACGUCCAGGAGAGAUGGGACCACCAGGACCACCAGGAGAUGAUGGAAAGCCAGGAGCCAACGGAGAGAAAGGACAAGAUGUCGAGCAACCAACUCCAAGAAAGGGACCACGUGGACCACCAGGAGAUUCUGGACCACCAGGACCAGAAGGAGACGCUGGAAAGGAUGGACCAGUUGGAGCCGCCGGAGCACCAGGACCAGAUGGAAUCAAUGGAUUCCAAGGACCCGGUGGACCACCAGGAGAGGAAGGAAAGCCAGGAAUCGACGGAAAGGUCGGAGACGAUGCCGCUUACUGCCCAUGCCCAGACAGAAACGCUCCAAAGGAGAACUACGCUUCUGCCCCAUCCCACAAUCCAUCCAAUGCUCCAGGAGCCAGUUAUUCCGCCGGAACCGGUGGAUACUCCGGAGGCACCGGACAUGCCCAGAACAGUUACGGAAAGAAGUAA
Molecule: messenger RNA, 1011 nt
Organism: Caenorhabditis remanei
Lineage: Eukaryota; Metazoa; Nematoda; Chromadorea; Rhabditida; Rhabditidae
Exons: 3
Coding region: 1-1011 (336 amino acids)
Molecular function (GO): structural constituent of cuticle
Source: RefSeq, a predicted model, not a curated record